AAUGAGCAGCACCAACGUGAUGAAGACACAACUUUCGCUACGAGGGAUACCUAUGAAAGAUUGUCAAAGGAGAAAAACGGAGGUAACACAUCUGCAUUCUAUUGCACUGAAAGAGCCGUCACUAACUCACCAUGCCCCCUGCGGCCACAACUAACCUGGGGUACACCCCACCAGAUGGAGGCUGGGGCUGGGCUGUGGUCUUUGGUGCCUUCAUUUCCAUCGGGUUCUCCUAUGCCUUUCCCAAAUCUCUCACCAUCUACUUCAAGGAGAUUCAGAUGUACUUCAGUGUCUCCUACAGUGAGAUUGCAUGGGUGUCCUCAAUCAUGCUGGCUUCCAUGUACGCAGGAGGUCCAGUGAGCAGUAUACUGGUCAACCGCUAUGGUUGCCGAACUGUGGUUAUCAUUGGUGGCCUCAUGGUUGGGGCGUCUAUGGUUGCUGCUUCCUUUGGCACUACGAUUAUACAUCUGUAUUUAUUAGUUGGAGUCAUUGGAGGUUUUGGCCUCUCUUUCAACCUACAGCCUUCCCUUACAAUCAUAGGAAAGUACUUCCAGGUGAAAAGGCCAAUGGCAAACGGCCUGGCCAUGGCAGGAAGUCCAGUAUUCCUCUCCACUCUGGCUCCACUCAAUCAGUUCCUGUUUGAUAACUUUGGAUGGAGGGGAGCCUUUAUGAUCCUGGGAGCCAUAGUGAUGAACUGCUGCGUUGCUGGGGCCCUGAUGAGACCCGUUAACAUGAAAACAGUCCAAAAACAUCCUGUCACAGCCUCCAAAGGAACAACUGCCAAGAAGUCUGGGUCCACUGAGAACAGCGCUAACCCUGAGGCAGGGGACCUUAUAACUGAAACAGAGCAGAAGCAGAAGAUAGGUGGCUGUGCAGACAAAUUAAUGGAUCUCUCUCUCUUUAAACACAGAGGCUUCAUCAUCUACCUCAUAGGCAAUGUGGUCAUGUUUUUUGGCUUCUUUGCUCCAGUGGUCUUUCUCCCCUCAUAUGCCAAAGGUAUUGGGAUUGAUAACUACCAGGCCGCUUUCCUUCUCUCCAUCUUUGCCUUCGUGGACAUGUUUGCCAGGCCAGGGACCGGCCUCAUCGCCAACACCAAAUGGAUUAGACCCAGGAUCCAGUACUUCUUCAGUUUCUCUGUGGCGUACAAUGGUGUGUGUCACCUCCUCUGCCCGUUCCUUGCGGUAUACCUGGGGUACACAGGCCUGGUGGUUUAUGCUGUAUUCUUUGGUGUGGCGUUUGGGAUGGUGUGUGCUCUGCUCUUUGAGGUCCUGAUGGAUCUGGUGGGAGCACAGCGGUUCUCAAGCGCUGUAGGACUGGUCACCAUCCUCGAGUGUGGCCCUGUGCUUCUGGGUCCCCCAAUUUCAGGGUUUUUGGUGGAUGUCUUUGACGACUACAAAUACAUGUAUUGGGCAUGUGGUGCCAUGAUGCUGGCACCUGGCAUCUUUCUCUUCAUCAUGAACUACUUCAAUUACAAACAACUGGACCAGGAGGUGAGGGAGAGACAGAGUGGAGCCAUUGGGAUGCAGUCUGUUAAGCAGUCUGUAGCGGAGGAGGCAGAAGCAAGGAAGAAGGAGAUGAAAAUGACUAAGGAUGAGGAAAUGGCAGAAGGGACAGGGGACUAAGGGGUUUAUUAAUGGUUAAUGUUGAUGUUUGUUAUUUAGAUCUGGGUUCAAAUAUUAUUUCAAAUAUCUCAAUUACUUUCACAAACAUUUCGAAUUAAGAAUUCAGAUAUUUUUUAUUUGAAAGAUAAGUAGUUUAACAUUGGAAUGUAUUUGGAAAUACAAUUGGAAAGUUUUGGCAUGUAUUUAAAAUUACUCAAAUACACUGACUCAAAUACACUUUAACCCAGGUAUUUGAAAAUAAUAUUUGCAUUAAGUAUUUAAAAUACUUUCAAAUACUUCCAAUAGUAGUAGUUGAUUUGUAUUUAAAUAAAAAUGAUCAAAUACACAUGUAUUUGAACCCUAGUAUAUUUUAACAUUUUAUAUUUUUUAUAUGUAUUUUUGUGUUGAGGUUGUUGAAAUAUUUGUCUCAUACUCUGUUUGCCAAAUAAGCAAUCAUGUCUUUACCCAAAGGCAAUGUAAAUACAAUAUGAUUCUUGCAAAUAAAAUGGCACAACUUCAUCAGUACUAUGUGGAGGAAGCUGUAACCCACAUAUUUAUGACCAAAAGAUGGCAGUACAGACCUACUACAGUAAAAAAAGGUUCUCUGAGCACACCAGGAGUUCAGUACGCCUGUCCUCGAGGGUUGUAGUCCUCCCUGGCACUUCAUUGCCUAAUGAAUGGAUAUCACUGAUUGGCUAGGGAAUUGUUUUUAUUUCUCGGAAUAAUAUUAUAUUACUGUAAAUUAUGUUUACAUGACCUUGACAUGCAGAACAUCCCUCAAUAUCCCCCUCAACUAUGGUAUUCAAUGUAGGCGGGUGUUACUAGUUUAUAUGCACCAAACCAAAUAAAUGUUGCCAUGAAAAUGA
Messenger RNA from Oncorhynchus kisutch (coho salmon), 2464 nucleotides. Its product is annotated as monocarboxylate transporter 2. Bases 132 to 1619 code for a protein of 495 amino acids. Gene Ontology annotation, biological process: transmembrane transport; monocarboxylic acid transport. Gene Ontology annotation, molecular function: monocarboxylic acid transmembrane transporter activity. Gene Ontology annotation, cellular component: basolateral plasma membrane. The transcript is spliced from 5 exons. NCBI's taxonomy places the organism in Eukaryota, Metazoa, Chordata, Actinopteri, Salmoniformes, Salmonidae. The record is from RefSeq and is a predicted model, not a curated record.